UUGACGAAUGUCAACUGCUGCCGUGUGAACAUGGUGGGAACUGUACUGACCAUGUUGCAUAUUUCACGUGUAGCUGCCCUGAUGGAUGGGAAGGGAAGACCUGUGCACUUCCGUACAACUAUUGUAACAACACUAUAUGUUACAACAAGGGAGCCUGCUACAGCCUCAAGGAUACGUUUUACUGCAGUUGUGAGGCUGGCACCCAAGGAACACGAUGUGAAACCUCUCCCCCGGUGUGUGACCGUAUCAAGCUGUGCACAGACAAAGGCAGAUGUAAUAAAUCGGGAGGAACUGCAAACUGUACUUGUGAGAAAAAUUAUACUGGGGUGUCGUGCCAGCUGAUUAAAGAUUCCUGUUCCGCUGAUCCCUGUAAUCCGGGAGGAAGCUGUAAAACUCAGACUGUUGGCUACAGCUGCGAAUGUAUGAAUGG
Molecule: messenger RNA, 430 nt
Organism: Gigantopelta aegis
Lineage: Eukaryota; Metazoa; Mollusca; Gastropoda; Neomphalida; Peltospiridae
Exons: 3
Coding region: 31-342 (103 amino acids)
Source: RefSeq, a predicted model, not a curated record